AUGGCAGAUUUACACUAUGACGUGUGCGCAAUUAGUGGCGCCAGUUGCAGUGGUCUGCCCGCCAUCAAGAGUGCCAUCGAAGAUGGUUGUGAGGCAGUAUGUUUCGAAAUGUCAAACGAUAUAGGAGGGCUCUGGCGAUAUAAACCAGAUGCAUGUCCAGGUAGGAUCACUGGAUAG
Molecule: messenger RNA, 177 nt
Organism: Cooperia oncophora
Lineage: Eukaryota; Metazoa; Nematoda; Chromadorea; Rhabditida; Trichostrongylidae
Source: the annotation of a GenBank genome assembly